Molecule: messenger RNA, 2058 nt
Organism: Trichoderma asperellum CBS 433.97
Lineage: Eukaryota; Fungi; Ascomycota; Sordariomycetes; Hypocreales; Hypocreaceae
Biological process (GO): DNA-templated transcription; regulation of DNA-templated transcription
Molecular function (GO): DNA binding; zinc ion binding; DNA-binding transcription factor activity, RNA polymerase II-specific
Source: RefSeq, a predicted model, not a curated record
AUGACCACGGCGAUAUCCGCCAAUAGCGACGGCGGCAAUGGCCCAUUCUCCGCACCCAAACGGAGAAAGAUUCGAAAGGGCACGCAGAGUUGCUGGGAGUGCAAGCGGAGAAAGAUCCGAUGCACUUUCGCAUCUCCAACCGAGUCUGUGUGUGACGGGUGCAGAAGUCGUCGUGUCAAGUGCCUCAGUCAAGAGUAUCAUGACGAGACAAGAUUGACAUCGGCACCAGAUAAACGAGGGAGCAGUCUCGACAAGAUACGCAGCCAAGCUGACACUUCAUUUGGCGUUAAAUCACCUUCCGUAUGUAACUAUAUGGGCAGUGUGGCAUUUAUCAAUUCGCCAAGCGAUUAUAAUGGAAUCUCUCAACAGCUUCUCGCAGCGUGGCCGAGCCAGCAGGAGCUUGAGGUCAUAUCAGAUGUGAACAUCAGUAAUACCUUUAUGCUGUUUCACGGUGUCACAUGUAUGCCAUACUCGGAUUUCAUGAGCAACAACCUGCCAUCGCUUCAGGACGUGUUGCAGCCGCCUCUACCAGGAUCCCACCCAGUCUUGCUUGCCCGCAGGCUGCUAAUGCUGGGUGUGUUUCUGCAAAGCGGGUCACUCUCAUCAUCUGAGCCGCAGACUGUUAUGUGUCGGGCUGUUGAGAUAGCAAGCAGACUGGUUACUAGCAACGAUGACCUGGUUAGCUCACUUGAAGGUAUCGAGUGCAUUAUGAUGGAGAGCAUGUUUCGUAAUAACGCGGGCAAUCUCCGCGGCGCUUGGGUCUCAAAUCGCCGAGCCAUGACGAUGGCGCAAUUGAUGGGUCUUCACCAAUACAGAACCACCGUUCCUGCUAGUAGCAAACAAGACUGGAUUGCUGGGCCUCGGCCAAAAGCUAUCGAUGCUGAGACGCGAAACCGUAUCGAGCCUCAAUUGAUGUGGUUCCGACUGGUCGCCACAGAUAGAUAUCUAUCCCUGAUACUAGGGCUGCCACAAGAAUCACAGCAAGACCCUUAUCCCGUUUGCUUGGAGGCAAAAGAGCCUAAAGAUUAUGAACUCAUAGAUCGCCUGGAACGCCUUGUGGUAGUUGCUGCAGGACUCAUUCUGCAACGAAACAGCACCAACAUUCACAACCUCGAAGCGACACUGAGGGUGGAUAAACUUCUCCAAGAGGCAGCUGCUUUACCGCCUGCCCAGUGGUGGCUCCCUCCCGAGCCUUUGUCCAUCAUUGGUGAUACUAUGGACGCAUUCCAAGAAACUCUUCGACUCAUGUAUCAGCUGACUCAUUAUCACUUACUUGCACAAUUACAUCUCCCAUAUAUACUGUUGAUUUCCAAUGACCGGAAAUACGACUAUAGCAAGAUGACUGCUAUCAACGCCAGCCGUGAGAUACUAUCACGUUUUGUCCUUUACUUUGGCACUAAUUCUAACUGUCCCUCCUACUGCCGUGGUGUUGACUUUUUAACCUUCAUUGCCAGUAUGACGCUAUGUCUUGCACAUAUAAAAGGGCAUUGUGAGCGUCAAAUUGGCAUCAUGUCCAACGAGACCACCAGCAUCUUUCAAUUCCUCGUACAUCAGCGCCCUCAGGAUAUUGGAUUUGUCGAGCGCAUAAUGGAGAGUAUGGAGAAAAAGACAACAAGGGACGACCCCAUCACUCAAACAAUCACCAACAGCCUGAGACAACUUGUGACUAUCGAAGCUUCUGUUGCCAAUCAGAGUUCUUGUAUUGCGAGCCUUUCUUGCCAAAUCGGCUGCGACGGACUUGAAAGUGGUGGUAUUAGUAUGCAUAUGAAUAAUGAUGUGCUGCAUAUCUACAUCCCCUACUACGGAACAAUCAAAAUAGAGCGCGAAAGCUCUUCGCACAAGUUUCUUGAGGACAAUUCUUUCUCGGUAAAGUCUCUUUCACAGAUGCCCUGGGAAACACUGCAAUCACCAACAGAAAGGUCCCUUAUCAUGGAGCCUACCGAUGAGCCCAACAGGCGAAAUACAAAGGAGGAUAGCAUAUUAAUACCCAGUAUUGGGGAAGAGUUUAGUGAUUGGGCAUUUAGUGGUAUAGAUUUAUCUCUGUUAGAGACAAUAUGA